CUUCGUCAUGGCAUCAGCAGACAAUCUCAUCCAGGCUCUUGAAGGCCUUGACGCCAGUUCAUUCGCCAAUGAAGCAGAGCGCGUCCGUGCCCUCGAUGCACUCACUCUGUCUGUCAGUAGAGUUCAAAAACCAUGGGAUACAGUCUGGCAGCACUGCUGGGUUAAUCCAGCGACAACCGCAUGUGCCAAGUCCUUGAUUGACGCUGGCGUUUUCACCAAGUGGAUUGACGCUGGUGGUGGGGAGCGGACUUGUGAUGAACUGGCUGAGCUCACGAGUACUGAGCCCAUUCUUAUCCGGCGCUUGAUUCGACAGAUCUCAGGCCAGAAUCUCGUCAUCGAGACUGCAGAGGAUACCUACAAGCCGACACCUUGGGUCCACGCCCUCACCGCCGAUCCAGCCCUGGCCAAUGUCUACGGCGGUUUAUACAAUUUCGUCAACAACCCCAUGUUCCAAACUCUCCCUGCAUAUCUUAAGAGAACAGGUUAUAAGAACCCGACGGACCCCAAUGACUGUAACUGGCAGUUCAUGAAGGGCAGACAGGAAAACCUGUUUCAGUCUCUUGGUGCUGAUCCCGUUGCUGCAAGGGAGUUUAACGACGCGAUGGAGAGUCAUUCCAAGUAUAAUCUCACGCCUUGGCCAGAGGUAUACCCUACUGAGUCUUUGAUUACUGGCGCUAAGUUCGAUCGAGCAUUGGUGGUAGACGUUGGGGGUAGCAAAGGCCACGAUCUGACUAAAUUUCAUCUUCGACAUUCCGAAAUUCCCGAGGGUAGUCUUGUCCUUCAAGAUCUCCCUGACAUCCUCAAAGAACUAACCAUUCCUGAUACGAUUGCUGUCUGUCCCCAUGAUUUCUUCACCCCGCAACCUGUCAAAGGCGCGCGUGCAUACUUCAUGCACAAUGUCCUGCACGACUGGGAGGAUAAACAGGCAUGCCAGAUCCUCAAGCACCUCGCUGAUGCUAUGGAAGCAGGCUACUCUAGGCUUUUAAUCCAUGAGAGUCUAGUUAGUUCAGCCAAGCCUCUUGCGCGAGUGACGACGUCGGAUAUCACCAUGAUGGCGUGCCUGGCUGCCAAGGAGCGAACAGAACUUGAGUGGAUAAAGCUGGUCGAGAGUGCUGGAUUGAGGGUUCUCAAGAUCUGGAGACCUUUGGAGUCUGUAGAGAGCAUUAUUGAAGCGGAGCUUUCUUAAC
This is a messenger RNA of Fusarium oxysporum Fo47, 1187 nucleotides long. RefSeq names its product O-methyltransferase-domain-containing protein. Gene Ontology annotation, molecular function: O-methyltransferase activity. Bases 8 to 1186 code for a protein of 392 amino acids. NCBI's taxonomy places the organism in Eukaryota, Fungi, Ascomycota, Sordariomycetes, Hypocreales, Nectriaceae. The record is from RefSeq and is a predicted model, not a curated record. The transcript has 2 exons.